AAGCAGGUAGUUGUGUUAAUUGUAUUGCAGAUUGCAAAGAAUGUACAAAAAAAAAUUCAUGUGAUUUAUGCUAAAGUGGAUUUUUUUAUAAUAAUUUUUAAUGUGUUUCGGUUUGUCCAAAUGAUAAAUAUGUAGAUAAUGCGACUAGAACUUGUAAUGAUUGCUUAGCUAAAUGCAAAACUUGUUCUAAUGCAACUGAUUGUGACACUUGCUUUUUAAGAAUAGAGUUGCACCUGAUUGUGGAUGUCCUAUUAAUAAUUAUGAUGACUCUAAUUACUCUUAAGCUUGUAUUUCAUGUUUUGAUAUAUCUGCUGGAUGUUCUACUUGUGAUAAAGAUAAUUGCUAAGCAUGUUUACCGACUCAUUUUUUAGACGGAAAUUCAUGUGUAAUAAACUGUCCUGUAGGUAAAUGGGGAAAUGCGGUAACCAGAUAAUGUACAGAUUGCUUAGCUAAAUGUGUAACUUGCUCUAAUAACAAUACUUGUGACACUUGCUUUUCGAAUAGA
Ichthyophthirius multifiliis is the source of this 505-nucleotide messenger RNA. RefSeq lists its product as hypothetical. The annotation marks the transcript as partial. The transcript has a single exon. The record is from RefSeq and is a predicted model, not a curated record. NCBI's taxonomy places the organism in Eukaryota, Ciliophora, Oligohymenophorea, Hymenostomatida.